Papaver somniferum (opium poppy) is the source of this 816-nucleotide messenger RNA. Its product is annotated as protein MAINTENANCE OF MERISTEMS-like. The coding region runs from base 1 to 816 and encodes 271 amino acids. Lineage: Eukaryota; Viridiplantae; Streptophyta; Magnoliopsida; Ranunculales; Papaveraceae. The record is from RefSeq and is a predicted model, not a curated record. The transcript has 2 exons.
AUGUUGCCUCCUCUUCGAGGUGGUAAACUUAGAGGAGAACCUAGAGAUGGGGGCAAAGUUCUAUUUGGAUAUCCUGGAUCGUGGGCUCAUUGCAUUAGUGAGACAAUCGAUCAUAAGGAUGUCGCACUUCUUUUCCGGCACCAAUCUUCUUUCAAGAAAAUGGAGUUGUGGCUGAUAGAAGGUGAAUGUGCAAGAGUUAGAGAUUUGGUUGAAAACUCAGGUUUGUACAAUGCCGUUCUGAACUCUGUGAUUGCGUAUGACAAGGUCGCAGUAUCUAGUUUCUGUGAAAGGUAUCACGCUGAAGUCGACACAUUCCAACUUCCUUUUGGUGAGAUGGCGAUAACUCCUGAUGACGCAAAACAGAUAUUAGGGUUGCAGGUCGAAAGAAAAUCAACCGGUGAGAAGUUCAAGAGAAUGCCUAGUUGGGAAGACAUCUAUACAUGGACCAAGAACUUGUUUGGCUGGGAUUCCGAGAAGAUUAAUGGGCUUUUCGAGAAGGGACCUAAGUACCCUAAGAAAGAGUUCAAACUUGUAGAUAUUAGGAACAUGUUUUCUGGGACAGAAAAGAAUAUGGAAUGUCGCUAUGCGGCGGCUGGGUAUUUGUUGUAUGUCCUUGCGUCGGUUAUAUUUCCUGACAGCAGAGGUAACCGGGUGAGCGCCAACCUUCUUCAGAUUUUGGAUCCCUUGGAAGAUGUGAGCAAGUACUCUUGGGGGACUGCCAUAAUUGCACACCUGAAUGGUCAGCUUUCUCAGGGAUCUCGCAAACUAACUUCUCAAAUUAAUGGGAAUUUGGCUCUAAUCAUGGUAUUGGAUUGA